GGCUAUAAUAUAAUAUCCACUUAACACCAGUUAAAUCGAAAAUUUUAGUAAUUGGCACUUACACAAAUGUAACAAAUUUCCGCGUAAUGUAACAUUGUUUUUUUUUUUUCGUAUCAAUUCCAAGGUACUUUAAUUUUCGACACGUUCGAUGUGCAAAGAUGAUGCUGGAGCUUGCGGAGCAGCCCAAAUCCUCGUUGUCGCCCAUCAAUACCGAACCGAACAGCUCCAAGGUGCAGGCUGCCCAAGCUGCCGAAGAGCCGCCCACAGAGCUCGUUAAUAUCGUCUCCUGCGAAACGGUGAGCUCCUCGCUGGGGAGCUGUGAACGCAUACAGACACGUUGGACUGACUGGGUAGCCCGUAUCAUAAGUUGGACAGACGAGCUGGGCCAGUACGUGCGACAGUUUCUCGCCUAUGUGGCGGCGAAAUUCCGCUCAGUUUUCCUUCCGGGCGAUAAUUUCAUAUACCGGGAGCCGCCCCUAUCGAAUGAAAGUAGAAUCCAAUUGGAGACAGUGCCGCGCAAGACACUGAUACUGGAUCUAGAUGAAACUCUGGUACAUUCCUGUUACCUGGACCCGGAGACCCACGAUGUGGUUGGCUGUACUUUUGUGCCCGAAACAGCCGUGCCCGAUUACAUAUUAAACAUACCGAUCUUAGCCAACCUAAGUCCGAUUGAAUUCCAGGUGUUCAAGCGGCCAUACGUUGAUCUAUUCCUCGACCUGGUCAGCAAAUGGUAUGACGUGGUCAUCUAUACUGCCAGCCUGCAGGCGUAUGCCAGCAUUGUGAUCGACAAACUGGACGCAGGACGUGGCAUCCUGCAGCGACGCUUCUAUCGUCAGCACUGUGUCAACACGUCAUCGUUGGUCAGCAAGAAUCUAUUUGUGGUGAAUCGGGAUCUGAAUAGCGUCCUCAUCAUCGACAACUCGCCCAGUGCGUAUCGGGAUUUUCCGGAGAACGCUCUGCCCAUUAAGAGCUAUAUCUACGAUCCGAACGACCGGGAGCUGCUCAAUCUGCUCCCAUUCCUCGACGCGCUGCGCUUCACGAAGGAUGUUCGAUCGAUUCUCAGGCGACGUGAACUCACAUCCCUGAUCAACUCAGAAUAAUUCACACAUACACACACAAAUACAAAUAUAACUACAACUACACAUACAUAUAUUGUUACACCCACCAACUGCCAUCAAGUGGCCCGAGCUAACAGCGCUAACUGCGCCCAAGCCAUUCACUCGGGAUUGGCAAUACACAUGGAUCAUUUAAAUUUCAGUUCAGAACAAAUAAUAAAAACACUUUUUGUUGUC
This is a messenger RNA of Drosophila arizonae, 1292 nucleotides long. Its product is annotated as CTD nuclear envelope phosphatase 1. The record is from RefSeq and is a predicted model, not a curated record. Gene Ontology annotation, molecular function: phosphatase activity. NCBI's taxonomy places the organism in Eukaryota, Metazoa, Arthropoda, Insecta, Diptera, Drosophilidae.